This is a messenger RNA of Aspergillus aculeatus ATCC 16872, 710 nucleotides long. RefSeq lists its product as uncharacterized. The transcript has a single exon. The record is from RefSeq and is a predicted model, not a curated record. Bases 43 to 654 code for a protein of 203 amino acids. NCBI's taxonomy places the organism in Eukaryota, Fungi, Ascomycota, Eurotiomycetes, Eurotiales, Aspergillaceae.
CCUGAACUUAGCCCGUGUGCACUUUUCUUUUGGAGGUCAAUCAUGUACUUCCAUUUCCUUGCCCUCCUCGGCGCCAAUAACAUCCUGACUGCGCUCGCCGAUACAACCCACCUGGCUACCCGCGUGGUUAGAACAGUGACCACCACCGAAGCCGUAACGGGGACCGACAUUGUGGUUGGGGUCACCAAGUUUGUUCCAAGCGAAACAUCGAGCACCCCUCCCCUUGAGUCGGCGACGAGCACCGUCGACUCUAUCAAUCUCACCAGAUGCCUGUCCGUUCUAGAGACUGCUGUGCCGACAAGUUGGUGGGGGAGAAUGAGGACCGAUCCAGCGUUCUUCUCUUCGGAAAUCCUCGCGGAGAAAUCAGGGAGUAUGCCGUCCUGGUACUCCAACCUGCCAACUGGUGCCAGGGCUGUCCUCUCCAGUGAGGAAGCGAUAUACGCCUCCCUGCUGUCCUCCGAAAGCGCCCUAGCCACUGGGUGGGACCCGAGCUCCACCGCAGGCUCGCCUUCUGCCUCAUCCGCAACUUCGACUUCCAGUCCCACUCAAUCGAAGACCUCCAUCUCUACCGGGGGCGCAGCUGUUGCUACUGGAAGCUGGGCUAUGGGCAUUGCCAGUGUGGGUGGCAUCCUUGGUCUCGCGCUGGCCUUGUAAGAGGCUGAAUGGAUGGGGGAUACAAGACCUUGGUCGCGAUACUGUUUAAGUCUGAG